CGGGGCCGCGGGCGGGGGGCGGCAUGGGGCGCGGCGGGGGCCCGGCGCUGUGGGGCCACCUGCCCUGCCGGCGCUCGGAGCUGCGGCUGGAGCUGGUGCUGCGCUGUGGCCAGGCCUUCCGCUGGAGGGAGAGCAGCGCCGGGCACUGGACCGGGGUCCUGGCGGGCCGCGUGUGGACGCUCAGGCAGACGGAAGAGCGGCUCUGGUACAUGGUUCACCAGGAGGAGGAGGAGGAGGAGGAAGGCAGCCGCGCAGAGGCCACGGGGCAGGAGCUGCAGCCCAGGGGAAGCGACCCGGGGAGCUGGCAGCCUGAGGCCCCUGCCAGGGCGGCUCCGGGCGGCGCGGGCGGCUGUGAUGCCCAGCAGAUCCUCCGUGACUACUUCCAGCUGGACGUAGGCCUGGCCGGGCUGUACGAGGCCUGGGGCGCAAUGGACCCGCACUUCCGGAAAGUGGCUGCCAAUUUCCCAGGCGUCCGCGUGCUGCGCCAGGACCCCGUCGAGUGCCUCUUCUCCUUCCUCUGCACCACCAACAACCACCUGGCGCGCAUCACGGGCAUGAUCGAGCGCCUCUGCCGGGCCUUCGGGCGCCGUCUCUGCCAGCUGGACGCGGAGCCGUACCACGCCUUCCCCUCGCUGCAGGCCCUGGCCGGGGUUGACGCUGAGCGCCGGCUCCGGGCUCUGGGCUUUGGCUACCGGGCAAAGUUUGUGAGCCAGAGCGCCCAGGCUGUGCUGAGGCAGUUUGGGGCCGAGGGGUUGCACCAGCUGCGCAGCACCCCCUACCCGGAAGCCAGGAGGCUGCUCUGCACCCUGCCCGGCGUGGGGGCCAAGGUUGCAGACUGCGUGUGCCUGAUGGCGCUAGACAAGACGGAGGCCGUGCCCGUGGACACCCACGUGUGGCAGAUCGCCCGGCGGGACUACGGCCUGGAGCUGGGCUCAGGCGCCCGGAGUGUGACGAUGCGUGUGCACAGUGAGCUUGGAGACUUUUUCCGGAGGCUCUGGGGAUCCCAUGCAGGCUGGGCGCAGGCGGUUCUCUUCUGUGCCGAUUUAAAGAUGUUCCGGCAGAACCCUGGCACAAGCGUCGGGGCAAGGGGGGGCCCAUCCCCAACAGCGGCUUCUCUGUCCUGUUGCAGACCCACCCCCUGCCCUGGACGCAGGGGGCAGGACUCGACUUCGCCUGCGGCCACAGGGACUCUGUACACAGAAGCAGCUCCAGCCACUUGUGCCCUGAUUGGCAAAUUCCACCGUGGGGCCAGCCAGAAGCGGCCCCGUGGGGAAAAGUGCCGCACCAGCCCCAGCCCCUCCCCACAGGGGGCGCUGUAGGGGGCGCUCCGGCUGCAGCUUUGCUGGGGAGGGCUGCCCCUGCUGCUGGUGCCACCGGCCCUGGGGGGAAGGGGGCGAUGACAAACCCGGGGGGCGGCCUGGCUGUGUGGACAGGGUCUGUAACGCCGAUUAUCAGCAUCCAAAGCGGUUGGAGGGGAAACUGGGGUGGGGGCUCAGUGCGAACUCAGCGCCGUGGGUAUGGCACCCACCAGGGCAAAGGGCCAGUCCUGGCUCAGCCCAGCACCCCAAGGCACAAGCCAGGCGGAGGCUCCUGGAGCGGGGGGAAGAGCCCAUGCGAGCCAGCACAAGCCAAGGCUGGGCCCUAACCCCGGUGCCCAGGCUCUAGACCGGCUGCAGCCGGGGUACCAACGAGAGCUGCAGGGGGGCUGCCCAGAGCUGCCGGGACUGGUACUGGGGCUGCAAUCUGCCGGGCUGCAGCGUGGGACCCGGGUGCUGCGAGCAACCCCUAGCAUGGGGGGAGGGGGCAUUUACCCUGCUGGGUCUGCCAAGCGUUCUCCAGUGCACUCAGCAGGUGACAUGGAUUCACCCUCUCCCCUCGGGUCCCCCCUGACUGGUGACACAGGCUGGGGGGCUUGGGGCAUUGACCCAGCACAGCCUUGCCUUGGCCCAGCCAUGGUGCGAGUGGAUGGAGGGGGACUCUGCCCCCCUCGCGUCUCCCCUCCACGGAGUCAGGGCCCCAGUGAGCAAAGCUGCCGGGCUGCAUUCACUGCUUUCCUUUAAUACAAGCGUCAAUGUAGAAACA
Molecule: messenger RNA, 2082 nt
Organism: Caretta caretta (loggerhead turtle)
Lineage: Eukaryota; Metazoa; Chordata; Testudines; Cheloniidae
Gene: OGG1
Product: 8-oxoguanine DNA glycosylase
Biological process (GO): nucleotide-excision repair; base-excision repair, AP site formation; base-excision repair
Cellular component (GO): nucleus
Molecular function (GO): 8-oxo-7,8-dihydroguanine DNA N-glycosylase activity; damaged DNA binding
Source: RefSeq, a predicted model, not a curated record